AUGAUGUACCCAUCGGACAAGAUGAUGGGGAGCAAGGGCCUCCACGGCACGCCGAUCGCCGCCCCGGGCUGCUUCCCCUCGGGGAGGUACUCGCCUUAUCGCGCCGCGCCGGACCCGAUGCCGCCGCCGAGACGAUGCAUGCCCAACACUACGAGUCGUAUAUUGGAAGAUGCAUCCAUUGCAAUGUGCAAUUCUUGGUCACCGAGGCAUAAUGGUGAUCUGUUUGGCGGCUUGAACAGUGGUUUGCAAGAUGGCUUGCUACAAAGAGCGGAGGCUCUGGCGGCGGAUCUGAAGCACAAUUCCGGGACGCCGAUGCCGCUCAAGCACGACCCCGUGUCCGUGUAUCAUCACGGACCACACAUGCCCACACCCCAUCCGAAUAACCGGCCACAUCAUCAGGUACAAUCACAUCUCCUUAUGGGCCACCCGGGGAUGGAGAGCCUCGACAUGUUGGACCCAGCGAACUCGAUGACGACCCUGACGCCGAUGUCCGAGAGCACGGGCGGCGGGCCCGGGCACCACACCGGCAUCCACGGGCCCUCCGUCUACGGCGGCAUGAACGGCAUGAUGAGCCACCACCAUCACCACGGCAAUCUCGGCAGCGGCGGCGGCAGCGUGCCGCACCCGGCCCACCAUCACCCGGCGAUGGCGGCGGCGGCCGCGGCAGCGGCCGUCGCCGGCCUCCACCCGGACGCGGACACCGACCCGCGGGAGCUCGAGGCCUUCGCCGAGCGGUUCAAGCAGCGGCGCAUCAAGCUGGGCGUGACGCAGGCCGACGUCGGCAAGGCGCUCGCGAACCUCAAGCUGCCGGGCGUCGGCGCGCUCUCGCAGUCCACCAUCUGCCGCUUCGAGUCGCUCACACUCUCGCACAACAACAUGAUCGCCCUCAAGCCGAUCCUGCAGGCCUGGCUGGAGGAGGCAGAGGCCCAGGCGAAGAACAAGCGGCGCGACCCGGACGCGCCGUCGGUCCUGCCCGCCGGCGAGAAGAAGCGGAAACGGACGAGCAUCGCCGCGCCGGAGAAACGCUCGUUGGAGGCGUACUUCGCGGUGCAGCCCCGGCCGUCCGGCGAGAAGAUCGCCGCGAUCGCGGAGAAGCUCGACCUCAAGAAGAACGUCGUCAGGGUCUGGUUCUGCAACCAGCGGCAGAAGCAGAAGCGCAUGAAGUUCGCGGCCCAGCAUUGA
This is a messenger RNA of Dinoponera quadriceps, 1182 nucleotides long. RefSeq names its product inhibitory POU protein (gene acj6). Lineage: Eukaryota; Metazoa; Arthropoda; Insecta; Hymenoptera; Formicidae. The transcript is spliced from 4 exons. Gene Ontology annotation, biological process: regulation of transcription by RNA polymerase II. Bases 1 to 1182 code for a protein of 393 amino acids. The record is from RefSeq and is a predicted model, not a curated record. Gene Ontology annotation, molecular function: RNA polymerase II cis-regulatory region sequence-specific DNA binding; DNA-binding transcription factor activity, RNA polymerase II-specific.